GAGAGAGAAUGGGAAGGAUAUUUACGGUGGAGCUUGAGGGAAGAUCUUACAGAUGCAGGUUUUGCAGAACCCAUCUCGCUCUUCCCGAUGAUCUUAUCUCCAAGUCAUUUCAUUGCCGCAGAGGAAAGGCUUACCUCUUCAAUCGUUCAGUGAAUAUAAGUAUGGGUCCUUUAGAGGAAAGGAUGAUGCUUUCGGGUAUGCACACUGUUGCUGAUAUCUUCUGCUGCUGUUGCGGACAGAAUGUUGGUUGGAAAUAUGAGUCAGCGCAUGAGAAAGCUCAGAAGUACAAAGAAGGCAAAUUUGUUCUGGAAAGAGGAAGGAUCGUGGAUGAAAUCGAUUUAUCAACGGAGGUUUACAUCGAUACUCGAAGCGACACAGAAGAUUCUUGAAAUGUUAGCUUUAGAUUCUAAAUGUUUGUGUGUUUUGGAAUAAUGUUUGUCAAGAUCAGAGCUUGUUAGUGUAAAAUUGUGUAGGUGUAGCACGAGGUUUAUAAGAGAUGUGUACGGGAGGCACUUGCUGUGUUGUUGUUUAUUGUCUCAAUGACCCUCGGACUUUCUAGAUGGGGUCUCUUGUUUUUUUUUUUUUUACUUGUGUAAAAACCCAUCCAAGAGGUUGUUGAAUAAGUGCUUUGAUUAAUCAAGAGCAUGCCCAAUGGUAGCGCUUUGAUCAGUUAAGAGCAUGAUAAUACGAUAAGGAUAGAAUCAGAUAUCUUAGGGAUUUAGACUCAUCUAAUAUAUUCCUAUUACUAACUGGUUUAAGUUAUGUACGUUGUAUAAAUAC
Molecule: messenger RNA, 780 nt
Organism: Eruca vesicaria subsp. sativa (arugula)
Lineage: Eukaryota; Viridiplantae; Streptophyta; Magnoliopsida; Brassicales; Brassicaceae
Source: the annotation of a GenBank genome assembly